AUAGGAGGUUAGGUGAUAAGAUGGGACCUACAUAAAACCCACCCUGGCAUCCCACAUAGGCUGGGAAUCCACUCCGAUCAUUCAGACAUGGCAAGUAAGAAGGCCUCCAAUAAGAGACAGAGGGGAGGACAGAAGUCUUGCUCCAAUGUCUUCUCCAUGUUUGAGCAGUCCCAGAUACAGGAGUUCAAGGAGGCCUUUGGAUGCAUUGACCAAGACAGAGAUGGUGUUAUCAAAAAACAGGACCUGAAGGAGACCUAUGGACAGCUGGGGAAGCUCAACGUCAAAGACGAGGAGUUGGACGAGAUGUUGAAUGAGGGGAAGGGUCCCAUCAACUUCACGGUGUUUCUCACUCUUUUUGGGGAGAAACUCAACGGCACUGAUCCUGAAGACACCAUACUUGCUGCCUUCAAACUGUUUGAUCCCAACGGGACGGGCUUUGUUAACAAGGACGAGUUUAAGCGGUUACUGAUGAACCAGGCCGAUAAAUUCACAGCAGAUGAGGUGGAUCAGGCCUUUGCUCUUGCUCCCAUCGACCCGACUGACAUCGACUACAAGUCCCUCUGCUACACCAUCACGCACGGAGAUGAGAAGGAAGAAUCCUAGCAAGAGUUUUAAACUGGCUGGUAAUCAAUCAGAAUCAUCAAUGUUGGAACGUCUGAUUCACUCAUACUCUGAUCAAUGGUUGUAAAUGCUGUACUUUUGAAAUGAAAUGGUUUCCUUUGUUUCUUAGAUUUGGAGAAUAAAUAAGUUUCUCAAAAGCGACUGUUGAUUACGAGCAAUAGACACUGUACAUGGAAUACUAAAAUGCAUCACCAUUAAUGAAUAAAUAAAGAAAUAAGUCUGGAAAUAUGUAACUUGAGUAAGAGUCAAAUAUUCACUUUAGACAACUGUUUAAGGACAGGAGAGAAUUACAUGUUUUCCCUCUGUUCACUGAGAAAUGAUCACAGCCCUGGUGAAACCCCAAGUGACCAAGUGAAUAAACUCCAGAAUGAAUGCUCA
Messenger RNA from Gasterosteus aculeatus aculeatus (three-spined stickleback), 999 nucleotides. RefSeq names its product myosin, light chain 7, regulatory (gene myl7). The record is from RefSeq and is a predicted model, not a curated record. NCBI's taxonomy places the organism in Eukaryota, Metazoa, Chordata, Actinopteri, Perciformes, Gasterosteidae. Gene Ontology annotation, molecular function: calcium ion binding.